CCUAUAAUUUUCCUCUCCUCGCCCUCUAAUCGACUAGAUCGCCGACGCUUUCAGCUCUCAAAGGCCGAAUCAAAUGGCUGCUGGAAGAGGAAUCAACCAGCUCCUGAGAAAGAAAUUCAACUUUCAGCCUUCGGCAUCAUUUCUCUUGAAGCAGGAACAGGAGGCUUCUGCAUCUGCUGGUGUCAAGUCUCUAAGAGCGUUAGCACUUCUUGGAGUUGGUGUUUCUGGAAUCUUAAGUUUCUCUACCAUAGCAUCUGCUGAUGAAGCAGAGCAUGGUCUAGCAUGCCCCAGCUAUCCUUGGCCUCAUAAAGGCAUUCUUAGUUCAUAUGAUCAUGCGUCGAUUCGUCGUGGUCACCAAGUUUACCAGCAAGUUUGUGCUUCUUGCCAUUCCAUGUCUCUGAUCUCUUAUAGAGAUCUUGUUGGUGUUGCAUACACUGAAGAAGAGACUAAGGCUAUGGCUGCUGAAAUCGAAGUGGUCGAUGGUCCUAACGAUGAAGGUGAGAUGUUCACGCGUCCUGGUAAAUUAAGUGAUCGGUUUCCUCAGCCAUAUGCAAAUGAACAAGCUGCGAGGUUUGCAAAUGGUGGGGCAUAUCCUCCAGAUCUAAGCCUGAUAACCAAGGCUCGUCACAAUGGUCAGAACUAUGUAUUUGCUCUUCUCACUGGGUAUCGUGAUCCUCCUGCUGGUAUUUCGAUUCGAGAGGGUCUGCACUACAAUCCGUACUUUCCUGGUGGUGCCAUAGCAAUGCCCAAAAUGCUUAUUGAUGGUGCUCUUGAGUAUGAAGAUGGCACUCCUGCAACUGAAGCUCAGAUGGGUAAGGAUGUUGUUUCAUUUUUGUCGUGGGCAGCAGAGCCAGAGAUGGAAGAGCGCAAACUGAUGGGAUUCAAAUGGAUUUUCGUACUCUCACUUGCUCUCCUUCAAGCUGCUUAUUACCGUCGCAUGAAGUGGUCUGUUCUUAAAUCGCGGAAGCUGAUAGUUGAUGCUGUUAACUGAUCUCAAUUGUAGUGGAUUUGAAAACUUUUUUUUCUUUUUUUUACUUUAGUUAUGUUGAAAGUAUGGAAUAAUGAGUCCUGAUGGUGUACAUUGCACAUGAGAUGGACCUUCAUCUCAAAAUUUUCUCGCUUUUUCUAUUUUCUUGAUUAUUUUUGGGGAAGCAUCUGAUGUCUUUAAGCACAAUUUUGGAUUAUGAUAAGGCUACUCUUCGCCUUGAACCUGCUAUUGUGUAAUAAUUCUUUGGCAGAUGCAUAUUUCUGUGAUUUGCGUUC
Molecule: messenger RNA, 1263 nt
Organism: Asparagus officinalis (garden asparagus)
Lineage: Eukaryota; Viridiplantae; Streptophyta; Magnoliopsida; Asparagales; Asparagaceae
Product: cytochrome c1-2, heme protein, mitochondrial
Exons: 8
Coding region: 74-991 (305 amino acids)
Biological process (GO): mitochondrial electron transport, ubiquinol to cytochrome c
Molecular function (GO): heme binding; electron transfer activity
Source: RefSeq, a predicted model, not a curated record